UCGUUACAAGAGGGACCAAAAACGACAGCUAUGUACGGAAUGAAGAAUAGUUUUAAAGUUACUCUCUUCUUUUGCAUCCUAGGUCUGAUCGCCUGUCUAGGAGAUCCCAAGGACUUUUCUGGAUGUUUAGAAUCUGGUUUCGGCUGUGAAGGUCCUGCUGUACCGGAUUUCACGUAUUGGAAUACAGAUGAAGUAAAUCUGAAAGAUGAAACUGGAUGGGAUCACACAGUGAAUUGUAGCAACCUUGGCUAUGUCAGCAGAGCCCAGUGGGGAGGCAGGACACCAACAUCAUAUGAAAACAUGGGAAAGAAAGUAAGCAUUGUCUUCAUUCAUCACACUGUUCUCAGUCACUGCACAACCGGCUAUGAAUGUAAGGAGGCAGUGCGGAAGGUCGAGGAGCUCCACAAAGACGUGUUAAAAUGGGACGACAUUGGGUACAAUUUCCUGGCUGGUGAAGACGGAAGGAUUUACCAGGCACGGGGGUGGGAUCGUGUUGGUGCACAUACCAAAGGUUUCAACAAAAUAGCAAUCUCCAUUGGUGCUAUGGGAAACUUCAUGCUCCAAACUCCAGACCAAAAAAUGUUGGAUGCCAUACAGGCUCAACUCGAAUGUGGAGUGGUUUCUGGCAAACUGGAACCUGACUAUAAGCUGUAUGGUCACCGGGACGCUAAAGCAACAGAGUCCCCCGGAGAUUUCCUGUACAAUAUCAUCAAAACAUGGCCUCACUUUGAUCAGGAUACACCACGACCGAUACAGCCCCCAAUGCUGUAGGCCUGAACAGCUUUUAAUACUCAUUUACCGAUACAGCCCCUAAUGCUCUAGACCUGAACAGAUUUUAAUACACAUUUACCGAUAC
This is a messenger RNA of Ylistrum balloti, 856 nucleotides long. RefSeq names its product peptidoglycan recognition protein-like. Bases 31 to 771 code for a protein of 246 amino acids. Gene Ontology annotation, biological process: peptidoglycan catabolic process. NCBI's taxonomy places the organism in Eukaryota, Metazoa, Mollusca, Bivalvia, Pectinida, Pectinidae. The transcript has 4 exons. The record is from RefSeq and is a predicted model, not a curated record. Gene Ontology annotation, molecular function: zinc ion binding; N-acetylmuramoyl-L-alanine amidase activity.